UUUGAGUUAGGGAGACCUGGUUAACUGUGCCAUUACUUACUGUGGAGCCUUGGGUCAGUUGCUUAAUUGUUCUGGACCCCUAGUAUCUCAUAUUUAAAAUGGGGAUAUUAUAUGCCUACUUCAAGUGCUGCUUAUGGUCAUUGACAAAUGGGAAAGCACUUUGCACAGUAUUUGGCAUCUAGUGGGCACUUGAUAAAUAUUUCCCUUCCUAUCAUGUUGGCUUUUAGCCAACAUCACCUAGCCUUAGUGCCUAAUGAGUGAUGGCUCUGUUUAGCUAGCAUGGCUCUGUUUAGCUCUAUAUUUCCAUGGUGCCCUCAAUCCCAUGCUACUCUGAGAUUGACCAUAGGGGCCUCUCAGCACCACCUGGGUAAGGGGAGCCUACGAUGUGGCCAGAAACAGUAGUAACAUGGUCCCUGGACUAAUCUCUUCCCAGGACGAGAAGCUCACUGUGACCCAGGACCUCCCUGUGAACGAUGGAAAACCUCAGAUCGUCCACUUCCAGUAUGAGGUCACCGAGGUGAAGGUCUCUUCCUGGGAUGCAGUCCUGUCCAGCCAGAGCCUGUUUAUAGAAAUCCCAGAUGGAGUAUUAGCUGAUGGGAGCAAAGAAGGAUUGUUAGCACUGCUGGAGUUUGCGGAAGAGAAGAUGAAAGUGAACUACGUCUUCGUCUGCUUCAGGAAGGGCCGGGAAGACAGAGCUCCACUCCUGAAGACCUUCAGCUUCUUGGGCUUUGAGAUUGUACGUCCAGGCCAUCCCUGUGUACCCUCUCGGCCAGAUGUGAUGUUCAUGGUUUACCCGCUGGACCAGAACUUGUCCCAUGAGCACUAACGGUCAGAGGAUGCU
Messenger RNA from Myotis brandtii (Brandt's bat), 841 nucleotides. Its product is annotated as ornithine decarboxylase antizyme 2. NCBI's taxonomy places the organism in Eukaryota, Metazoa, Chordata, Mammalia, Chiroptera, Vespertilionidae. The record is from RefSeq and is a predicted model, not a curated record. Gene Ontology annotation, cellular component: cytoplasm; nucleus. Bases 407 to 826 code for a protein of 139 amino acids. Gene Ontology annotation, molecular function: ornithine decarboxylase inhibitor activity. The transcript is spliced from 3 exons. Gene Ontology annotation, biological process: positive regulation of protein catabolic process.